Messenger RNA from Diatraea saccharalis (sugarcane borer), 3861 nucleotides. The record is from the annotation of a GenBank genome assembly. NCBI's taxonomy places the organism in Eukaryota, Metazoa, Arthropoda, Insecta, Lepidoptera, Crambidae.
AUGUGGAAUCUACUGUCGAUAGUCCGAGAGAUGUUCAGACGAAACGACAGAAACGCUAUUCCACUGUUGGAAAUAAUCACAGAGGAAGUCAUGGCUUGUGAACAAAUCAUCGUAUGGUGGUAUAGCACGAAAGCGGCUUUGGUCGCAUGGGGCGGUGGCGGCGGCGGUGGCAAACAUGGAGGCAGUGCUGGCAACUCAGCAGCUCAGCACGCCUGCUCAUCGCUUUGCGACGAGGUGGUUGUGCUUUGGCGUCUCGCUGCGUUAAACCCAGCCUUGGCACCGCACGAACGCGAUACUCUACACGAACAAUUCACACAAUGGCACAUGAAAGUUCUGGAUAAGGUGGCGAAGAACCGUAACAAUCACAUUGGUAGUUCGUCUCACAGUAGGCAUGCAUCUCGAACGCAUUCUCAUCCGCCUUACAUUAACGGCAUUAGUGAAAAUGAAGUAUUUCCAGGUUUCCAUCCAGCCAUGGAAGCAUGCUUCUUGGAAUGGGAUGAUUAUCCAAUACCAGGAGUUACAUACACCAAGGACCUAAACCCUUUGUAUCAUAGUCCCUUCACUAUAUUCAGGCAUCAGGAUAAACAGAACGACAGUGUUCAUCAGGUAAAUUCUUCAAAAGCAGUUUUGAACAACGAGAUGUCCCUAAGUUACCGACUGACGAAUCCGGAUCCUUCAAUGCAAGGUCACCGCACUAUGGUUCACAGAAAUAGCCGUAUCAAUGUAGAUUUGGCAAUGCCUGGACCAUCGAGUCAACCCUGUGGUACUGGAGAAGAUCCAAAUGAACAGCCACGAGAUUCUGGACCAAGUGAUGGCAAUCACUCUAGUGUAUCAUCAGAAGGUUUUUGCGAAAACGAAGAAGAAAUACUUCAACAGAGCGGUGGCGACACUGAUUCACAAGAGUCAAGUUCUCCCCCUGUCUCAUCCGACGACGCUCAGCGCAGAAUUUCGAAUGACGAUUCGGUAUCUGAUGAUGAAUGCAACAUUUAUUUCUAUGAUUCUGCCGCCGCCCGACGUGCUGUAGGCGGUGAAGGAACCAGUUCAGGAACGGCUAUGGGUCCAGGGAGUUCAGGUUCAUCCAGUGCCAGCGCGGGUAGUUGGGAGUGUGGGUGGGAAGUGUCAUUUGCCCGUGCGGAAGGCCUCCAAGCGCACGGUCACGUGCGUGAGGCGUGCGCGCUGGGCGCUAGGCUUGCGCGGGAACUGCUAGCGAGACCGCCGGCCCUGGGAGCCGCGUGCGCCCCGGCUCCCAACCAAGACCCGAGGAAACCGAGGCGCCGGCACAUGCCCUCGCCCCGGCUCUGUGCCGCGAGCCACCGGCUCUCCUGUCUAGCGUCCGCAACACUCGCUAAGUGCGCUUUUCUGUGCACGGUACUGGCUGAGUUUAAUGAGCAUCAUGAGCUCGCUUUUAGAGUUGGUCUUUUCGCUUUAGAAAUGGCCCGUCCCCCAGCCAGUACAAAAGCACUAGAAGUGAAAUUAAACAAUCAAGAGACUGAACUUGUAACUCUUCUUAAAAAGUUACCAACUGGUGCUGAACAAUUAGCGCUAGCCCGUGAAAAAGCAGAGCAACUUCGUGACGGAACCUUGAGAAAUCGUGGCCCUGCUUUAUUACCUAUUGCUUUAGCAAGUUUCUUGUUCGAUGUACUAGUUUUGUCGGCAACCGAUAAAGAAAAUAAACAUAUGGCAAGACUUCCCUCUGAUGAAGUUUUGGGCUUCGAAGCCGCCGUAGCUGCUUUAGGUUUGAAAGCAAAUGUGUCCGAAGCUGAACAUCCAUUGUUGUGUGAAGGCACAAGGCGACAGCGCGGUGAAUUAGCACUUACACUGCUCUCUUUCUAUAAAGAUGAUCCUGUGAAGUUGGCUAGGAUUAUGAAUAAGUUACUGGACCGUGACAUCCACCAGCUUACUAAAGGACCGAUGGUGAGUAUGUACUAUACGAACAACCCCCGUUUGGCCGCGUAUCGAGCGGACACCGCGGCUAAUUCGCAGUUGUAUCCUGCUCAUCCACCGCCCUGCAUCCCACCCCAGGCGGCGUGUCCACUUGUGUCUGACAUGGAGCGUUUGGUGGUAUCGGAAGGCGGGCCGUCGCCGCCGGCGCAUACGAGUGCGCAUGCGCACUCUUCACACACCCCUCACUCCACACAUACAGCUCACUCAUCGACGACUCACCCGCCUCUUACUAGGCCAAAGGACUCCAGAUAUAAAGGAAAGCGUCUGUACCCGUCGGUACCUAACCAGCCGUCGGAAGCGUCAGCACAUUUCAUGUUUGAAUUGGCUAAGUCUGUAUUAUUCAAAGCUGGUGGCUCUUCAAGUACUAGCCUCUUUACGCAGACGUCUUGCGCAAGGGAACAUCACGGGCCGCACAGGGGAUUACAUAUGGCGGCUUUCCAGUUAGGUCUAUAUGCACUUGGUUUGCAUAACUGCGUCAGUGCUAAUUGGCUUAGUCGCACGUAUUCGUCGCACGUCAGUUGGAUCACAGGUCAAGCAAUGGAUAUAGGAGCACCAGCAAUACUAUUCUUGAUUGAUGCUUGGGAAGGCCACCUCACUCCACCGGAAGCAGCUGGGAUAGCUGACAAGGCGUCAUCCGGUCGAGACGUGCAUACAGUACGCGCGGCAGCAGAAUUGGCACUGUCUGUCUUACCACAUGCUCAUGCACUCAACUACAACGAGAUUCAACGUGCAGUAUUGCAGUGUAAGGAGCAAAGCGAUGCUAUGUUAGAAAGAGCUUGCCUCACUGUUGAAGCUGCCGCUAAAGGUGGUGGCGUUUAUCCGGAAGUGCUCUACACAGUAGCACGAUAUUGGCAUGAAUUAUAUUUACGUCAAGCAAACGAAGAAACCGAACCUGUCAUGGAGGAGCCCCAAUAUAGAGCACCGCCUCCGGUUGCUGUGCCGGUCCCGUACCCUUUGCCGUAUCCAUUUACGUACCACCCGUAUCCACCACCUAUUUACCAACUGCAGUACGGUGGAGCGCCAGCACCUCAUCCAGGUCCGCAAUACGCGUUGCCACCGUACUUUGUUCGGGGUUUGGUGGCGCCACCUCAUCCGGCUCAUCAGCCACAUCCAGCUCACCAGCCGCAUCCGACGCACGCGCCGCAUCCGUCGCAUCCGCCGCUCCCGACGCAUCCGCCGUUGCCGCAACAUUCGACGCAUCCUUCGCACCCGUCGCAUGUCCCGCAUCCGCCAUCCAUCGCUGUCAAUCACCCAGCGCCGAUCCCGCCCCCUAUGCCGGCGCAGCACGCGGCAGUGGCAGCGGUGGGCGGAGCGAGCAACGCCGGCCCCGCCCCCUCACCCGCCCCACCACCGCUACCCCAAUCGCAACUACGCAGACUUUUGGCCGCGUACCGAGUGGGGAUGCUGGCUCUUGAAACGCAAGCUCGAAGAGUGCACGAUGACCGGCCGCAGAAUAAAUUUGGAAGAAACCCUCCAUACGGCGAACAUGUGAAAUGGCUUCUUCGCAUAUCAAAGCACUUGGGUGCACAGUACCUUCAUCAGUUUUGCGUGUGCGCCGUCAAUUCCGUGGUGUCUCCGUUCGUAUUAUACGAAUUGUGCGUUGAGUCUGCGCACUGGCUAGCUAGAGGUGGUCCCCAUCAUCUAGUGAUGCAGCAUUUGAGAGGAACCCUGGCCCCGUUGGUGCAAAAGUGUCAGCAGAUGUACAUACAAUGCAUACAUCAGAAACUAUACCAUCUGACUACGGUGGAGUAUGAGGAGUUUGUCAGCAUUGUGCUAUCAGCACGUACCGCCUUUCAGCUAACGCCCGAAGGCAACACGCAGUUCAAAGAAUGGCUCGCCUCACUGCGCAGAUCGAAAUCAUGCAAGAAGGAUCUGUGGACGCAACUCAAUGCGGCCCUCCAGACGAACGGCAAAUGA